Molecule: messenger RNA, 2310 nt
Organism: Anopheles gambiae (African malaria mosquito)
Lineage: Eukaryota; Metazoa; Arthropoda; Insecta; Diptera; Culicidae
Gene: spz4
Product: protein spaetzle 4
Exons: 3
Coding region: 81-2045 (654 amino acids)
Biological process (GO): innate immune response; regulation of Toll signaling pathway; central nervous system formation
Cellular component (GO): extracellular region
Molecular function (GO): Toll binding; growth factor activity
Source: RefSeq, a predicted model, not a curated record
CGUAGUGCAGUGCAGUCGGGCAGUUGCAAAACAUUUGUAUUACUAAGGUGACACUUAAUUCCCGACUCAUCACUCAACGGAUGAUGGCGUUUCAUAGCGAUCGUGUACCUAGUUGGCAAACGACGCGUGGUUUGCUGGGCUGGUGCAUUGUUUCAACUAUGCUGCUGUUGCUUCUGCUGGUUCCGAUCGUAUCGACAGCCGAGAGCUAUGGAUACGAUUCGGCGUCGUCCUGCGACCCAACGAGAGCCUCCCGCCGGGGACGUUCACAGCUCCUCAAAACCAUCCCCUGCGAUCUGAGCGUGCAGGCGUACUGCAAUCUGCCCGGUUCCGCAUAUCCCUGGCAUGCCGUGCGUCGGUUUGUGCACGAAAACCAGGGCCUGAUGCGCCGGAUGUACGGCGACGUGCGGCACAUAUCGGUGCUGAAGGAGGAGUUUGAAAACAACGAGAUCGACAUUGACGAUAUCGAUCGGGCGACGGAGCGGUACACGAGACCCUCCGGCCAUCUUGGGUCGGCCGGCGGACGGGAUGGCAAGCGGAUGAAGUAUUUGCGGCCCUCCUCGCCCCACUACGAUGGAGCACCGGGUCACUAUCCGCGGGACAAGAGCAAUGAGAUCCCACUGAAUGAGCCUCACUUCCGACCGACCCAGACGAAGACGACGGUUACGACGACAACCACAACGACGCCCAGUAGUAGUAGUAGUAGUAGUACCACGUCCACUGACAGCAGUAGCACUACCACAACCAGCGCUACCACGACGACUCCGACUGUAGAGUCGAGUGAUAUCUCUACCACGGGUAAAAGCACUUCAACGACGACUGCGAGCAGUACCGGGACGAGUACGACCGUUGAGUCACCUCCGCCGAAAAAUGGUAGUCCAGCAUCGGUAGGGCAAACAGUGCCGUCCUCCACGCAGACCACAUUGGAGCUGCAGGAAGCAAACCCAUCAGUCGAGAGCAAAGUGGAGCAGCAGCAUGCAACUACUACCAGUACGCCGUCUACCGCCGACAAGAUCUCCCCAGUAGCUGGAUCCAGUGUUGUUCCAACCAACAAGAACUCCAUUCAAGCUGCGGAUACGGAAGCUAUCGAUAUGGACGCACUGUCUUCGCUAGCUAAGCUGGAAACGAAUGAAUCGUUACAGGCGACCUUCGCAUCCGGCGACAAAGACGUGGAAGAGACGGUUGUAAAGAUAUCCUCCACUCUGAAGCUCGCCUCGUCCAGUGCACCCGAGAAGGUAGAUGAUCGGAAGGAACCCCUGGACUCUGUCACAGAGAGUGGCGCUAAGGCCGGCGAGAUCGAGUCCACGAUCGGUAGCUAUCCCAAUGAUCGGCAAGAUACUGAAGAGGCAGUAUCCGACGAUAUUACUGCUGACGACCACGAUUCACUGAGCAGCAGCAGUAAAACGGUGGCAGAAUCGUUGAUACAACAUCAGCCGAUUCAGACGACCAGCAAUGUACAGCAGCAGCAGCAGCAGCAAAAGAUACGAUUUGAGAGCAUUAAACCACACCCGGGAACGGUGACGGGCAGUUCGACGUCGGUAAAGAAGAUAUCCAACCCCGAGGGCCAACUGUUUCAAGAUGCGGCCCAGAAAGAACCGCCCGUCGUUAAUGGGCGCGGAGUUAACGCUUGCCCAGUGAAGGAGGAGGUAGUGGCACCGUUCUGGGCCAACAAUACCCGGGGCGAGGUGCUCGCACUGCUGAACCUGUAUCCCUUCGAGCAGUACGUGCACUGGGAGAAGUGCACGCACGAGCUGAAGCAGAUGUACUGCCGCGAGGGCUGUCGCUGCGAGCAGCAGUACCGAUUGCACCGGCUGCUCGCCUACGAUCCGCACAACGAGUGCCGUGGCAUCUUUUCCGACUGGUUCCGGUUUCCGUCCUGCUGCAUCUGCAAGUGUUACGAUAUGCCGUUCGAUUUCCGCGUCACCUCGCGCAGCCCUCGGUCGUUGACCAAGGAGUCGAUCGAGCUGGUGGAGGAUGAACUGCAGAAUGCCAUCUACGAGCAUGCGGCCGACGAGUGGUACCGACCGAAGGAACAUGACGUUGAGUAAGUUGCAAGUGUGGGGAAUGGUAAGGGCGGGUACACGCGCGUUGCACACUUCCCACACCACCAUGUUGCGUCCAAAGGCUAGUGAUAAAAAUGUGAAACUUUUUUUUUACUCUUGUAUCGUGCGGUUCGAAGGAGGUGGAGGAAAAGCUGGUAGGGCUACGUUCGGACUGUUUUGUUUUUGUUUUUGUUACAUCGUACUGUAACACAUACGCGAAGGGAAGGAAACGCAUUAAAACGUAUAAUAAAUGUAACGAUUGAACGCGUCA